Molecule: messenger RNA, 1467 nt
Organism: Daucus carota subsp. sativus
Lineage: Eukaryota; Viridiplantae; Streptophyta; Magnoliopsida; Apiales; Apiaceae
Product: protein SGT1 homolog
Exons: 10
Coding region: 160-1239 (359 amino acids)
Biological process (GO): defense response to fungus
Cellular component (GO): cytoplasm; nucleus
Molecular function (GO): protein-folding chaperone binding
Source: RefSeq, a predicted model, not a curated record
AAUUAAAAAUGAGUAGAAUAAUAGCCAAAAAUUAAGAAUCAAGCUCAAUCUCUGGGUAUAUAUUGACAAAUUACAGAAAAUUAUUAUAGGCAUCAAGGCCGAGUCUACUCCAAGUCGUCUUCUUCUCAAGCUUUUGCUUUCUGUAUCUAGAACCUUCUAAUGGCGUCGUGGUCGGAUCUCGAGAGCAAGGCGAAAGAGGCGUUCAUUGACGAUCACUUCGAACUCUCCGUCGACCUCUACACACAAGCUCUCUCUCUCAAUCCUAGUCAUGCCGAACUCUUCGCUGAUCGUGCUCAGGCCAACAUUAAACUCAACAAUUUCACUGAGGCUGUUGCUGAUGCAAACAGAGCUAUUGAACUGGAUCCAGCAAUGGCCAAGGCAUAUUUACGUAAAGGUACUGCUUGUAUCAAACUUGAAGAAUAUCAGACUGCUAAGGCUGCCUUGGAAAAGGGUUCUUCUUUGGCAUCGGGAGAUUCAAGAUUCAUAAAUCUUAUCAAUGAAUGUAAUGACAAAAUUGCAGAGGAAAUUAGUGAACUAACUUCAAUGGAUAGUGUCACACAUAAGACUGAUGAACCAGCAAAUUCUGAAGUGGAUAAUAGUCUAUCUGAUCAGGUUCCAGCAGUUGCUUUACCUAAACCAAGUUACAGGCAUGAAUUCUAUCAGAAACCAGAUGAAGUGGUCGUGACUGUCUUUGCAAAGGGGUUACCCGCCGAUAGUGUUACAAUUGAAUUUGGGGAACAAAUACUAAGCGUUACCAUUGAGAAACCCGGUGAGGAUGCAUUUGUAUUUCAACCUCGUUUGUUUGGAAAGAUAGUACCUGCAAAGUGUAAGUAUCAAGUACUAUCUACGAAAAUUGAAAUUCGACUUGUUAAGGCGGACAACAUACAUUGGACGUCUCUUGAGUUCAGCAAGAGCACUUCUGUUGCUCGGGUGACAAAUGUCUCAUCAGGCACUCAAAGACCUGCUUACCCUUCGUCAAAGCCAAAGAAAGACUGGGACAAGCUGGAAGCUCAAGUAAAAAAAGAGGAGAAAGAGGACAAACUUGAUGGGGAUGCGGCUUUGAACAAAUUCUUCCGUGAAAUAUACCAAAGUGCUGAUGAGGACACGCGAAGGGCAAUGAGCAAAUCUUUUGUUGAGUCAAAUGGAACAGUACUCUCUACAGACUGGAAGGAUGUUGGUUCAAAGAAAAUUGAAGGAAGUCCGCCUGACGGGAUGGAGAUGAAGAAGUGGGAAUAUUAGUCAUCAGUUUUCAGUUCUUCCAGAAACUUUUGGGUCCAAAUUUUUUAGUUGCUUGAUUGUGUUUGAGGUUAUGGAUCAAUAAUCUCAAAAGACAUCUAUUUUUUGAACAUAUCUCACAUAUCUGAGACUGCUUUAAAAUGCCCGUGUAAAUGCCAUUGAUGUCUCGCUUUUGUAUUCUAGGAGGAUUGCAAGUGAAAAGAGUCUUUUGCGAGAGUUUGGCUGGUUUAA